This is a messenger RNA of Porites lobata, 23464 nucleotides long. Lineage: Eukaryota; Metazoa; Cnidaria; Anthozoa; Scleractinia; Poritidae. The record is from the annotation of a GenBank genome assembly.
UUUCAGGUUCGAGUCUUUGUGUCAUUAAGCCACGAAGAUCAGUCUUCAGUUGCUCAUUCGCCUUCUGCUGUGUGGGCAGAGUCCAUAAGUACAGCUGGAUUUCAGUUAUGCUCGCGUGCAACAGGUUCUACAAAUGACACUGGAAUUAUCAACUGGGUAGCGUUUCAGGAAAAACCCAUGUUAACGCAUGGAAGCGUUACUUUUAAUGGAAUAUGGACAACAGAAACCAAGUGUGAGAAGGUGGCCUUUUCUCAGGUUAGAUAACAAUAAUUGAUAACAAGUGUAUAAUUUUGUUAUCAAGGUGUAAAACGAAAUUAAAUAGUAGAAACAAAUGAAAUAGUAUCAGAAAUUAUAGUUCUAAAACAAAUGAUCUUUAGUUCAAUAUCCGGAAUUUGUUCUUAUUGGAUAAUCGGGCCUGGGAAAGUGCAUUGCUAAAAGUCUUGUUAAGCUUGCUCUCGGGCUUAGAUUCAAACUUUUCCUUCUAUCGCCUUUAGACAAGCCAUUUUUACGUUUUACUUUAGAACAUAGUUAAUUGAGUGGAAUGGUUAUGAAACCCGUCAGACUCCUUUGUUAUAUGUUUUUGUGGACCUGAAUGUGCACAACGUUCAAAAGCAUUCCUGUCAUUUUGAUUGUUUUGAGCAAUAAAAACGUUGCAUUAAUUUAUUCUGUAACAAUUUGCCAACAGAAAACAAAGGAUUGUGCGCGUUCAGGGUGCUUCCAACAUAAACUGCAGCACUGUAAAUUGUUAAUUUAUCAUUGAUGUUUGCCGCUUUUCAUAACCAGUCUCCUCUAAUAACUAUGUUUAGAAGUAGUGAUUGAAUAAUGCUUGACCGUUUUGAUUGUAUUGAUGUAUCAAAGGGAAUUGGGAAAAUAGAAGUCUAUUUAUUUAAUGAUGUUAAAUUUUUGGCAUUAAACCUAACAAAGUUAGCCGAACAGAAACAUUGCUGUUAGUAGCUUUGUUUAAGUAAUGGGCCAAAUAAGAUGCAUUGAACAACCUUUUCAACACUUCGUAGAAAGAGGUGAAGAGGGGUAGAAAAUUGAAUCCAUGUGAAUAGACAAGUAGUCAAGAUUUAAUUAAUCUGCUCCCAUUAGCCUUUGAUAAAUCCUUAAUUUCAUUUAUGUGCCACUGAGCACUUCAUUGAUACGAUCAUGUUGAUUUAUAUCUCGAGAAGCUUGUGUAUUUUUUAGUCAAUAGUUUUUCAUAUAUCUAACAUUUUUUGGCAGAGCUUUGCUUCCAAGCCUCGUGUAUUUGUCUCUGUUAAGUACACUCGCAGUACUAAGCCAAAUGAUGCUAUGUACUUAUGGUUAGAAAACGUCAAUUCUGGAGGAUUUGAAGUGUGCUUAAGAGAAUUCUUGCCCUUUGAUGGAAAGCACCAAGGUGCAGCUGUGGUAAGUGAAGAAAAAUGCUCGAGUACACUAUAAUAUUGAUGAAAAAUAAAUAAAUAAAUAACUUGACUUUGCUACACUUCGGCAGCCCGGACAACCAAUUACCUAGAACGUUCGUAACACAAUUAAUGUCAGUGUCCUGUCUCACGUGUCUCAUGCAGUCAUUUCUUGUUAAAGGAAGUGCCGUUCGAUGCCUGACGCAACUCGUCUUGCAAAUUAAACAUUAUUUUCUUGUCCACAGGACUGGUUCGCAUUCACUGGAAAUGGGAGUCAACUUAAUUUCACAAUAACUGGAGAAGAAAUCUUUCCAAACAGUGGAAAUCCAUCGGCCAAAAACAACUAUGGCUUCUGUCAGGUGAAAACUUUAGUUCUAACAAGAACAUUUAGCAAGCCACAGGACAUUUUCGGUGGUUGAGGUCACACUAGAGAAAACUUAAUAUAGUAAACCUAAAUUUACCAGAUCAUGGUGAUCGACAAUGUAUCCAAAAUGGCAAUUCCCAGAUGAACGCGACAUGCUUAUCUCGCGACUUGAAUGUGCGCUGAGAAUGAUUUUGGGUUUUUUAAAUUUCGCGACUUUGCGAGAAUUUUAUAUUUCGAAUCACUUCAAUUUCGCUUUGUUGAGUGGGCGAACAUUAGAAGUGGGGACUUUACAGACGAUGGGCAAAAAUAGAGAGAGAAGUGAGCACGUUCACAUCCAUUUACUAACCUACAUUACUUUUUUACCUAUUUACAGGAAGUACCUUUCAAUACGACCUUUUACAAAUCGCCAGUUGUGAUUCUUUCCGUAAAUCAUGAGUAUAAUCUUAAGGCCAAGGGAAGCCGUCCUCCAGAAAAUAAUAUAAUAUCGUCCUGGGUUGAGGUAGGUUUGAAUUUUUAUUCUAACCUGAGAAAAAAGCCGGCAUUUCACGCUACGCCACCACUAAUUUUUCCACAAAAUGACGUCUGAUGGACGAUAGCAAAAAUUGUAUACUGAUGAUGUGUCACCUGGGCAUGCAGUGCUUCUGAUUGGUUGAUUAGAAAACUUCCAUUGCGGCACGACCAAUCAGGAGCAGUAUCUUGAUCUGGGAAGUGCAAAGUCAUCAUUAUGGGAUUUCUUCACUCGUUCCACAGACGUCUUUUCAACCAGCAAUUAAUUGUGUCGCGAAAUGGGGUUUUCCUCACCGGAUAAUAUUCUUGUUCAAUAAGGGAAGAGAAGUAAUCCGUAUAUUCUAGUAAACUGAUAAAAGGACCGAGAAAGAGCCAUAAGAAACAGAUAAUUUGGAUCUGAUCCGUAAAUUUCAUGACUUGUAUUGUCUUCGUAGAAAUUAAGAAGAAAUUAUGGAUUUUGCUUAUGGAUUUUGCUUAUGGAUUUGCUGUAGGUUGGAUUAGAAUCUAUGAGGAUAUGCGUUGAAGACCUCAGUGGAUUAGGAUCGAGUCAUGAUCCCUUGAUUGUCAGCUACGCUGUUACUGGAGGUUGUUAAUUAAUUUUCUUAUUGUAAUGAUCACUAUUUCUAGAAUUAUUGUUAUUAUUAUUAUUAUUAUUAUUAUUGUUGUUUUUAUUUUUAUUGAUAUCUUUUAGAAGUUUUUAUUUGUAGGAAAACUUUUCAUGAUGAUACAAUUAACGAAACGCUGGAGUACAAACAAUGAUAUACCUUAUUCAUGUUACACUCUACCUUUGCACGCACUUAAGGAUUGAUGGGAUAAGAGCAAUUAGAGGGCAGAGAAGUAUCAAAAUUGCCAAGACGAGUAAUCGAGUAAUCGCGGUCGAGUUUGUUUAUUCCCUCAAAAUAAGACGACGAUUCUAGUCAUGCAAAAUGCAAAAUGUAAAGUUCGACAAGUUUUACGUCAUAAUUCCUUGCUGUGAAGACUUCUACUGUCGCGUACUGCAUUCAAAAUCACUUCCACCCAUAUUUUGCGAUUUUCGUUUUUAUUGUUGAAACUUCUUUUCUAUUGUGUGAUUUGUAUUUGCAGAUUUUAUCUCUUGUUUGUCCCCUGAGAAACCACGUAACACUGCUUUAAUUUAUAUCAUCAGCCUUAAGCGCGUGCAAAGAUGGCGGGUAUCGUUAAUAAGGUCUACCAACGAUAAAAAUAAUUGGUUGAGUUGCCGGUAUGUAAACAUGUCACUGCUAUUUAGGUUUAAUUCAAAUAUGAAAAAUGUAUUAGAAAUUUAUGUUUUUUCCGAAUAGAUAACCACUCAAUAUUUUUAUGUUUUUUUUAUUCUUGGUGCAGAUCUUAAUCCUUGCCUUAAUAUGCAUUGCCCUCGAUUUGGAGUCUGCAGAACCUACAGUGCGCAUGACGCUCGGUGUGAGUGCGAUGACCAAUGUCCUUCAUAUAAAGACCCAGUGUGCACUGCGAAUGGAACAACUUACGACAACCGAUGCUGGCAUAAGUUAAGUUAUUGCAGAGGACUUGAAAAUAAUAUGGUCUAUCACCCAGGAAGCUGUGAAGGUAACGAAAACUACUUUCAAAGAUUUUUUUGGCUGUAUAUACCACAUAAGAUAGUCUGGCAGUUUUAAAGCUCUCGAUUGCUUAGAAUUAUAGUUGUUGGCUCAAAGUUGCAUUCAAUUUGGCUUCUAGCUAUGGGAUGUUUAUAACUUUCCGUUACUUUUAAGCUCACUUUUAACUCCUCACGCAGGCUAAGCAACAAUAGACAGCUGUAACAAGCUACUUCGUCUCUCUACUUUGGCAAACAAACAUAUAACAGCCCAGACUAUAGCCGAUGUUUUAUCUGUGUAAGAUCUUUUAUUCUCUUUUGCCUUGCAAUCUAGUUUUUAUCGCGUAAAAUUAGAUUUAUACAAAUUUGCUCGGGGCAAAUAUGGUUCAAAAAAGUGCAAAAGAGGAGGAAACGAAGUCAAAGAAAAGGGUGGUAAAUAUCACAUUUACAUACCAGUCUACAUCGAUUUGCAUAUUUGAGGGCAAAUGCAGUAUUUAUUAUCUUUGCCCUUGAUUUCAUCCUCUUUUGCACUUUUUUUUUGCACCUUAUUAGCACUGAGUAAAUUUGCUGAAAAUCAAAUAUUUCGCGCAGUGGCGCACGCUCCCACGCGUACAUGUCAUCACGUACGCUUUUGAGUUCUAAUUUUUUUGUUGGCCUCCUCCAGUAUUGCACAUGUUUAUCUUUAUACUGGCAUAUGUUUAUCUUGGGCACUGAAACCAGCAACCAGCAUGCAAUAAUAAGCAGCCACUAAACAUUUCAUUGUUGAGGGUAGCCGACAUUACAAGUUAUAGCCUACUAGUUCUAGUUCAAUUUCCACGCUUUUUUUAUUACCACCCUUCACCACUUAGAGUUACACGACAACGCAAGCUAAUGAAGCUACGACCUUAGCGAUAAUGCUUAAAGAGUACAGUGAUGCUUCCUUAUAAAGUACUUAAUUUAUUAUAAAACAGGUUUUCCAAUUGUACGGGGCCGUAUAGAUCUGCUACAGGUUCCAAAAUGGUCAGAUUCAAACUGUCAGACAGUCACAUUUCCUCCAUACCGGUUUUAUCCGGAUAAGCAAGUUCAUGUUCAAAUAACCGUCAAUCACAUGAAGCUCAAUGACUCUGUGACAGUCCACGACGCUGUUACUUCAUGGACAGAAAGUAUCAACACAAAAAACUUCACCGUCUGUGUCAUGCAAACCGGGAGGAAAGAAGAAGCUGCGAAUCCAUUUGCCACCAUUGAUUGGGUGGCUUAUCAAGGAGCCCCACCCGAAGGAUUGACGGGAACGGUUGAGUUGCAGAAAUGGUGGUCUGGUACCAACUGCGCAGAUGUGACUUUUCCUACGGUGAGAGAUUAAUUGAUGCAAGUCCCCAUGGCAAAUGUUAGACUUUCAUUCACCCGACAGCUUUAAUCCACGCUGUCUUUAAAUUAAAAAAUAACGGAUCAUUACGAGGUAACUAAGAAGAAAAAUGACGAUUGCUACAAUAAAUAACAAGACAAGGUUAGGUAAUAAAUAAGAAGGGGAACUUACUCAGUGAUUAGUUGCGUGUAAUUUUUGCAGCAAUAUUCAUCUUAACUAGAUUUCAGUUGUUUUUGCGUAUUUUUUUGGCUUUUUCUUCAGGGCAAGUUUGAUGAGGCGCCAAUAGUCCUUGUGACGUCAGAGCACCUGAGGACUGGUAAAGAGUAUGAUGCUGCUCUCAUUUGGAUUGAGGACGUAACUAAGGACUCAGUUAAAGUCUGUCUUCGUGAAAUGCAAAACUUUGACGGUAGACACCAAGAUAUCACUGUGGUACGUUCUUAGUGAUUUUCUUAGAAACUGGAACGCGAAUGUCUGCAAAAUUUGUGAGGAUUGUUGGUCUGUUAACCAUAACAGGGCGGGUAAGAUGAAAUGGCGUUGAUAACUUUAAAGAUCGUCCGGGCGAGUGAUGGUUCAGUCGAAAGAAGGGAACUGCAGAAAGAAAAACUUAAAAAGAAACAGAAAUAUAAUAAUAACGAAAAGAAGAAAAAGAAGAAAAAAAACUGAAUAUCAUUACAAGAAGUGAAUUUUAAAUAGCACGCAAAUUGGUCUGCCUUGUCCCCAUGCUUCCCUUCCUGACGUUUUUACGCGAUUCCCCCGAUGUCGUAAAAAAUUGUGGAUUUGCAUCCUUUCCUUGACUUUUUGCGCUCUUUGUUAGUUCACAAAUUUAUAGAGUUCAAAAUGCUUAGGUUCACUGAAAGGGCCCUGAAAAUGCAGUUGAUUUUAAAUAAAUUUUCUGUGGCAUCGUUUUUGUUUUUUCCUCUUUUCACAGAACUGGUUUGCCUUCUCCAAACUGCACAAGCCUCUUUUCACUGAACAUGGCGUCAUAAGUUUUCCAAAUACGAACCCACCUUCGGAUAAAAUGAACAAUGCUUAUUGUGAGGUGAGAAAAGAAUUCUAUGCAAAAUUAUAAGCAUAAGCGUGCUAUUCACAGGAUUUUCCGUCACAAAUAUUUAGCUUACUUACAUCACUGUUUAUAUCUUCAAAACACCUAUAGUCAUAUACACUGUACGGGGUAGAGAUCAAAGUAACCAGAAAAGCUAAGAAGCUGGUUCACAAAAUAAUGUUUGAAAAACGUUAAUCAAAAAUAUUAAAAGGGCAGUUCGUUCUGUUAAAAUGAUUAAUCGCAAAUAUUGUUUGUCCAACCGUGACUUCAAAAAUAAACACAACCGAAGGUAACUAAAGUUAAAGGAAACAGUGUUAAACGUUGUAUGUUUCUCUUCCAUGGCAGUUCGUCACAUUCACGAGAGCUUAUAACUCGACUCCGACAGUGCUUGUCUCAGCCAAUCACAGCACGACAGUAUCUGGGAAUUCAGCACCGAUCCACAACGGAAUUACAACUUGGAUCGAGGUAAAAGUUUCCGUCAGGGGGGCGAAUGUGUAGGGAUGUGUCCUGGCAAAAAAAAAAUUUAAACCGAAGCUCGACGAAAGAUAAAACUGAACGGAGUCACGCUUGAGGCGAUGUAUAGGUCGAUAAUAGAUGUGGCUCAAAAUGGACCAAGAAAAUUUGAGAUUGCUUAUUGGCUAACUUCAUGUUUUCGAUCGCGAAUGUAAUUAUGUAGGUAUUAUUCAUUGAAGUUUGAAUAAUAUCUUUUAAAUACUCAGGCGCCGCGGUGGUCUCAAACUUUAAAUCUGACGGUUCGGGUUUAAACGUUACCGUAGUUUUUUUCUUGGAACAAGUCAUUUGCUGUCUUCAUCAACGGGGAUCAAGGUUUAGCCAGACUGUUUUGGGCCUUAUAGCUCCUGCGCCACCAUCAUACCCAUUAUUAGGGGAAAAAAGGAUAUUUUGGAUAACCUUUGAACCUUUUAAUUCCUUUUAGCUUUUAUAACUUUGUUAUUUCUAAACCUUCCAAUCUUUUAAUUUUCUAGCGGUCUUUGCAAGCUUUCAUCAAACCACGGUUUUCAGUUACGGCGAAUAUGUUUGCAUUUCUAUGUCACAUAAAAAAACUGUAGGAGAAAGGUUUAAUUUCAGAGACUAUUCUAACAUUCACUCCACGUUAACCCAGUUGUUUAUGGUUACAACUGCAUAAAAUGUACCAGCUACGUUAAGUGUUUAUUUUUUCAGAACAUGAAUACCUCUGGAUUCAGAGUCUGUGUCAAGGAAUUAUACGGGACCAGAUAUGACCCCUUGUCCGUCAGUUAUGCUGUGCUUACAGGUCAGUAAUAAGUACUGAACUCCUUUAUGAAGUAGUUUUUGGCAAACAUCUUACCCGAUUCAUGAGGAAUUAUAAAUACUUUGGAAGUGCUCUAAACUAACACAAGCAUAUGGUUUGCGAGUCAUGCCGAGUGAGAGUCAAGAGGGUAACAAAAUUCCAGUCGCUUUUUGUUCAAAUUUUCUACUUUCGAUUCCCCAUUUACUGCUAGCAGCAGGGUACCAUUUUGAGGUCCUUGUCUCAAAGAAAUUAGGGACCUUAAGAUGUGAGGACGGCGACGGCAGGUAAAACGUCGCUUAAAAAGUGAAUUCGGAGUUUUCAAUCUUCAUCGCGAUUUUUCCAUCUCGCUUACUUUGUCGAAAGUACGCUACUCCUCCUGAAGUUGAAUUCCUAAGAGCCUUAUAACAGUUAAGCCGAGAAAGAGAAGGAAAAUUUCGUCGUUGCUUGUUUACGUCUUCUAAAAAACAUGAAACUAGGCAUUUCCACGUUGUAGUCGUGCAACGACGGCUAAGAAAUGUAGAAAAAAAGCGUGAUGGCACGUGCAUAGUUGUUGUUUUACUAUAAUUAAACCUAUUGCUUUUUGGCCGUUCUCAUUGUCGUCGCCGUCGCAGAAUCUUAAGGUCCCUAAUAACUCAUAAUGACAGAAGACCUCAGUUGCCGAAAUGAAAACCAUCAUGCAUCGAACAAACGUUAAAAGUUAGUGUUGCUUCAGAAUUUUUACUCUAAUUUGAAAAAGUGAUCCCUCUUUCAUCAUUGUGACACCACUCCUACUCUCCUCAAGAUAAGAAUAAUGAUGAUGGUCUACUCGUUGCCCCGAAAAAAACGUUAAUUAUUUUUAAUUAUCUUUUCUUAUCACCCUUGCAACAAUACUCCUACAAAAGUGCCGCUAGGGAUAAACAAUAUCUAUCAAUCCGACCAUAAUCAUAUUUAUUAUAUAAUAAUUUAUACUGAUAUCAGCAAUCUAAAUCUUUUCUUCUUUUUACAUUUUGUCAGAUAUUUGUGAUCCUGGCUGGAACUAUUUCAACGGCUUUUGCUAUUUCACAAGUAAGACUUGUCAAAAUUGGACCACAUCACUGGAUAAAUGCCGACAAGAAAACUCAGUUCUUAUUGAUGUCCAAAACAAUGAAGAAAAUGUGUUUUUACAGCAUCUUCACAAUGGAGCAAAAUCCUGGCUGGGAUUGAAUGAUAUUUUCACAGAGGGCUCCUUUACUUGGGCAGAUCGUGGUACUGGGAACUUUACAGCUUGGGCCAAAAACCAACCCAACAAUUUUCGAGAUGAAGACUGUGUACAUACACUUGGUGUUGAAUACAAAUACGAAUGGAAUGACGUGAAAUGCAGUGGCUGUCAUCAGUAUACUUGCAAGAAAGGUAUAGUUUUUAAUGUAUGCUUACGUGUAAGGUUAUGGUCAUAAAAAGAGAUUAUUAUCUCUGAAAAAUUACAUGAUUAAAUGAUAUCAUGUCAUUAAACAGAGGCAAACAAAAGAGUUGAAAAAAAAUAAUUAAGUGAUGCAAUGAGAGAACUGAUGGAUAUGUUGCGGUGGGUCAUCCUUGGUGUUAAAACCUGUGAAGUUUUCUUUGUUUUCUAUAUUGUAGCUACUAGUUAUAGCUAUCGCUAAGUGCCAACGAGCAAAGCUUUUACUUAUUGUUGGUUUUCACAUGACAUCACUAAAAUUGAAACUAAAAAACUAUCGAUCCUACCGUGAUUUUGCUUUCACGAUGAAUUAGAGCAGCUGAAAACUAAUUUUCAUACAAAUUUUCGCUUCAAAAGGGUUCUUGAUUUUGUGAUAGAGUACGCUUGAAUUUCUAAGCUUUUGCGUGACGCGGCAUUUACAUGACGGCCAAGAGAGCUGUCAUGUAGGUUAAAAAAAUGACUUAUCUCAGGAAAUUUUGCUAUCUAAACAGUUCAUGUAUUAGAAAAAGUAUUACUUUAAUGAAUGAGUUUCUCGAAGAAAAAAUUCGCCCUUCCGUAGCAAAACUCGGUAACAGAUGUUUCUGUUGGUUUCCCGGGGUGGGGAUGUGCCGCUGGGACCGUGGAACCCUUGACCUAUACCAGAGCUAGGUUAGCUGAAUUUUGCUACCCUAUACUAGAGUAAACUCCCAAAAUCCCCCUAUCCUAGAGUAGCUGUUUACCUAGUCUAGACAAAAUCUUCAACCAACUGAUCAGUUUCGUGAAAAAUGAUACCCUAUUCUAGACCCAGACGCUCUGAUUUAUAUACCCUAUCCUAGAGUAAACUGCUUGAAAACCAUACCCUUCACAGCGGCACAUACCCAUAUAGCCCAUAUAUGGCAGUACCCCCCCGGGGUUGGUUUCCGUCCGCCAUGUUGGAGCUCAUCCAGGUGGACACCAGCAAGGCGUCUCUAUACUAUUUAAGUCUCUAUAAGUUUGGGUAAAACAUUUCUUCGGAUAUCUCGAGCUCGUAUACGAAAUAUUCCUCUGACCUGAAUCUUGGCGAGGGUCUCUGUAUAUGUACGUCCUUUCAUUUCGCAGAUCUGGACUUUAUCUAUUGAACGGUUUUGAUUUUUAUUUUGAUCUAUUUUGAAUGGCGUGACACUUAAAACCAGCAAUACGCGCGCACUGUUCAGUGUUUUUAGAAAUGUCAUGAAUUACAGUAAUUUAUAAAAAAUAGAUUGAACUUAAUUCGAUCGCAUAAGCGAGAAUUACCUUGAGACGGGUGCGACCUUAAAGCAAGGGGCACUCAUAUACCAUCCUACUGCCAGGCGAGUACCUCACGCAUGAGUACAGUCCUAUCACUAUAAUAAUUACUGAUCCUCAUAAAAUUCUAUUGUUCUCUCUCUUCAUCAAAUCAACGAUUGCAGUCUUAAAGAUGCCAAAACAACUGUCUGUGGAAAAUGGGAGCGGUCCUUUUGUCAGUAGGGAAAUUAUCAGGGGGAAUAUAUACUAAACGCGCUAAAUAAAACAGCCUACAAUAUUUUUAAUAUUGCAGCCUGUUUUAGAAAAUUUAAUGUAUGUGUACAUUGCACUAUACUUGGUUGAAUGAACACGAAGGAUGCACACAGGACUCACAAGCACUCACACGACUCGUGGAUUCUCUGUUCUGUACUAUCACGUGUUCCCUCGAAAACAAUGCAUUCUCUGUUCUGCAUUACGUCGUAAAUGUUGCCUUACAUUACUAUAUGUUACAUCGAUUCGAGUUUUUUUCUGCCCCUAGGAACUAUCUCGUACGGCCCUAUUAGGCUUGCGCCUCUCAGCCUCGCGUCUUCGCGAGGAUGCUUGUUUAAGCAAUUAUUUCCCUUGGCUUUAUUAUGUUGACUUAGCAGUGGCUUCUUUGUAUUAAUUGUUUUACGUCAUUGGUGAGGUUCACAGGUUUUUACACCGCGGAAUAUGACCCGCUGUAGUUCAAUUUUGUCCUUGGUUUAAAUUUUAUUUCCCUUUUUUCAAACUCAUUAUCAUACCUGAAUAACAUACUCCAAAAGAAAAGAAAAGAAAUUUAAACCAUAGAUGAAAUUGAACGCCAACUGAAACAAAUGAGUAAAUGACAAGCUUAUGAACAAUUUCUAAUUAUAAUUCAAAAUUCUUAUAUUUAUUAGAUUAAACGCCGGGGCGUUUGUUAAAUUUUUCGUUAUUCGAGUGCGGCGUUUAUUUAAUAUCCAUUUAUUUCUUGAAAACAAUAGUAUGGUAACUGAGCAUUUAAACUUUAAAAAAAGAAACAUGUUUUAGUGCUUGUCUGACUAAAGUCAUUAUCUAUAUCUUUCUCAAUUUCACAAUUUGCAUGUUAAUAUACUACUGGAAUACAUAAAGUGAAUAAAGUUAAUUUUAUUCCUUUGAGCUUCGAAUGUACUGAUCUUAAAGCAUUGUUAAAAUCAAAGAAAAUGUUUUUUUCAGGCUUAUUAUUUCAUGCAUUUACUUUUUGAGUCUAUUAUUGGAAUAAACACCGCAUCAUGACGUGGCGUUUAUUCGAGGGCGGCGUUUAAUCGAAUAAAUACGGUAAUUAAAGAAUUGAUAGCUGCUGUAAUUGCAGUAACUAAACUUGGUAUCUUUCGUACAUUACAGAUCUGAAUGAGUGCAGCAGGGACAAAUAUUAUUGCCAUCGUUUUGCCACCUGUUCGAAUAAUCGUGGUUCCUUCACUUGCAUUUGUGACCUUCAACAAGGUUUUAUCGGGGAUGGCUUUGAGUGCAACUUAAAUUAUGCAAGUAAGUGAUCUUAUGCAAAGAAUUAAUUUUACAAUGCCGAAGUUUAAAGAUCACGAGAAAAGGGUUUGAAAACAAGGACAGGAAUUUUUUUGUAAAAUUUUGAACUAUUAAUCUGUAAUAUAAGAAAUCAGUUUUAAGUUUGUAGGCCUUCUGUUACAAGCUGAUUUUAUAUGACAAAUGAAGGGGUACCAGGUAUCUGGGCCCAGUUGUUCGAAGGCCGAUUAGCGCUUAACCCAGGGUUAAAUUUAACCCGGGUUUCUAUUUCUUUUGUUCAAAAACAUUUUCUCGGAUAAUUUUCUCUGUUAUUUUUAAGAGCAUCCAAUCAUCAACUUGUUGACAAAAAGAAUAAAACUGAAAUUACUCUCUAAGCUUUUAUUUCUGAAUUCAAAUUUCGCACUAACCCUGAGUUAUCUUAACUCAGCUUGAACAACUCGGCCCUGAUUUACAUUUGAUUACAUUUCGGGAUUCUUUAUUUUUCGCAGCAGCUCGAUCAUAUGUUUUCCUCUACAGCAUCACUUUCCGACUGCUGCUGAACAUAGCUACAACAUAACCGCACUCCACUCUAACUGCGCCAAAUAUUGCGAAAAAGGCUUAAUAAAUAACUUAACGUUCGGGCUUGCUGACAAUGAGAGUAACGAACGCACUUUCCUAAUGAGUUUAGGGAUUUCCUGUUGAUCACCUAAGUGGAAAAAAACAAACCUGUAAGGUAUGAUAAUGACAUGAGCAAGAAACCAAUGAAAGCUUGACAGCAUCACGGUCAGCGAUAAUCCCUAAACGUGCCCAAUUCAGGGGCUGGCACUCAAAUUUUAAUAAAUGACAAUUAUGUUGAAAAACUACUAAGAAAGGAAAAUAAUAGAACUGAAAACCUGUCGAUACAAAAUACGGAUGAACCUUGAUAUACAAACCUAAUCAUAACGAGACUCUAUAAGGUACGAGUGUAACGUCCAGAGCAAACAUGAAAUAGACUAAAAUAACCUACAAAAUAGGGCUUCACAACAGAAAAUGGGACAUAGCAGUACAGCUGUACCUCUUACUUUUCCCUUUAUCGAGAAUUUUUCCGCUACCUUAAGUAAACAAGUGUUGGGACCUGAGGAGACCAUACAUCGCGCGUCUCAGUCAAAUCUUGAAAACUGGAAUAGUAAGUGACAAGAAAUAAUUACUCUCGACAUAUCAUAAAGAACGUAAAUGCAACCUAACCUUAGAAACAGGUUCCGAAAGGUUAAAGCAAAGCCUGCAUGAAGUUUUCAAAACUCCCGGCCGUUAUGCGGCGCUUUCCUCGUGCCAACCAAAAAUAAAUAAACAAACCAUCAAAAAAGAUCUGAACAGCAAAAGAAUUUUGAUACCUUUUUCUUUAUUUGUAAUCUCUCGAUAAGCAUUGUUUAUAUUAUUUUGGGGUGGUUUUUGAUCGUCAAGGGGACAGUACAAGUUUGGUUUGAAAGGUCACAAUGAUUUCAGCUAUUUCAGCUCUAUUUAGGAACAACCUGUUAACUUAGAAAAGAUGCAUGAAAAACGAGUAAGGGUAAUCUGAGUGAGCAAUCUCAGACUCUUGUAAAGUGCCUCAAAUUUUGGUGCAAGUUUACAACAAAAAUGAUCAGUCAUUCGGACCAGCUUUCGAGUGCUAGUAUGUCCUGCUAUGGUAAAUUUAUAAGCCAAAGUUAAUGAUAGUUAUGGUAAUAAAAUAAUAUUAGGAAUAACUAAAUCCUCAAUUUGUCUUUUAUGCUGUUCUUUGGCACCAUUCCAACAGGGCAUGUCGCUGAAUAAGAUGGAACAAUUUUGGACCAACUCCCCUCCUUUUGUCGGUGUUUUUUCCUCAAAAUUUUCAUGUUCCUUCAUGUAAAAAUUAAAUCAGGGGUGUGGUGUAGCAGAGGGUGUGAUUGCCUAAUCCCUGCUGCAAAAGAAUGAAAAGACACCGAAACUGAAUGCAUAAAUGAAACCAUAAGCAGUCGUGGAGAUAUCCAUUUCAGGAUAUAAGUAUCGUGCGUUGUGAUUGGUUGAGAUCAAAACCAAAACAAAGUGAAUCUGGCCGAGAGCUACUGGAGAUCAGUAGAAGUGAAACAUUUUUUAUUGCCGCCACUUGUAAUGCGGCUAUCGGCCAAAACGAAAUUAAGUAGUACGAAAUCACUGCACGGAAAGAUAGCAUAAAUAAAAUAAUUUAUUCAGCAAACACUCGUGCACUCUGGAAGAGUGGAGCGAAUUCUUCACAGUACAAACUCAUCAUAUAAACGUCCUGAUCCUCGAACCGAAGCCAAAGUAACUACUUAAACUACAUCGCAUCAGAGAUAAAUCCUGUAAGAAACAAAAUCAUAGAUAAAUAACAAGAAAUAACUUUGAAAUCAAUAUGCCUGAAACAGGUCAGCUUCAUGACCUCUCAACGUGACACCAGCCGCAAAAAUAAAAUUCGCCGCUGUCAAGGUUUUCAAAACACUAAAUGACCGGCGGUGCUACAUGUUCUCAGUCAAUCGAAAAUCGAAAAUCCAGUUAAUCUUAACUAUUUUAAUCGAUUUAAAAAAGUCAAACGAUCCUGAAAUGCUUCAUAAAUCUCAAGUUUAGCGUUUGGUUUACGCUGGGCUCAGAAAACGAAACCAUAUUUGUGACACUUGGAACUUUUUUCAGGUUAUAUUUUCAGUAAAUUUCACAAACCGCAAAAAUCCAGCUAAACCCUGAAACUAUCAUAUUUCGCGUGCCUGUUUUUUCGAUUUGUGAAAUUACUGAAAAUAUAGGACUACCGGUCAUCUAGAGUAGUGUUUUGAAAACCUUGACCGGCAGUCGACCUGAAAAAAGUUCAAAGUCCUAAAUUUUCAGUAAAUUUCACAAAUCGAAAAACUUCCAGGAUCAGGAUCUCGAAUUUUGAUAGUUUCAGGGUUUAGCUGGAUUUUUAGCUGGGGAGGAUGGCUUUGGGCAAAUCAUGUAUCGGUCCGGUAACCCCAGGACUUCCAGGAUGGAUUUUUUUUGUACAGUGCCCAGGCCUCAUUUUCUUGGCCGCGCGUUGAUAUGGCCCGGCUACUUCGGGGAGCAUGUUCUCGGUCUUUUUGGAUUAUAUCCUUCGAAAUUGUCAAAGUCUGUAGGAUUCGUUUCUCUAUCUGGGAAAGCUCCAUUGGUUUCUAUAUCUGCUCCUAUCCUAUUUCCACGAUCCUGGCAUGUUUAUUUCCCGCUGGAGUUCGAAUUUCGUGGAAAAAGUUGUGUUGAAAGGGAGCAUGACGGCGAAAAUGGCAUCUCGUGUCUCCUUCCUUGUACAUUAUUAUUGUGUAUAGAGAGAAUUUGAACAAAUUAUCACGAUACUUUGUUGGAGCAUUAAGGACAACAACAACUAACUGCAGAGUAAGUUUUAUUGAUCUUUAUUUAGUAUUUCCUAUAAAUUUUAGGAUCGUAUUUUUACCCCAUACAAACACUGUAAUUUUACUGGAACGGUACUGUGGUACUAUCACAGAGUCUGGGUUACCUGUGCACCCAGCAGAGCAGGAAAUCAUCACAUUCACGGACAAUAGCCCAGUUUCGAAUUAAAAAUUACCGCUGAGUACAAACAUUAACGACACAUUCAUACAGGGUUAGCCUCGACGUAAAGUAAAAUAUUCAGAAAUUCUGGCAAGUAAGUGUUUGAAAUUUGAAUAUACACAAUAGACAGAGUAAUAAACAGGUCUUUUUCUCGUUGGAAUUUGUGAACAUAUUACUUCAGACGGAGGCUAAGGCUGUAAAAAAUGCGUCACUUCUUUAAUUCAGCGGUCAUAACGAACUCGAAAAUGGACUAUUACAAAGAGCAAAGGAAAUGCCCUGUAAAUGUCACACAAACAACUGCAAAGAUAAGACUGAUUCGCUCAGUUAAAGUUUGGAAUCCUCCACAGCUUAAUCUACGGAUUUGGAUUUAAGAACUAAUAAAAAUUUGCAACGCCUUGCAACACGAACAAUUCACGAACAAAUAAGGCGCCUAAUAUCGGCGUCAUUUUCAAAAACACCGUAACGAUGUCUUUCCUUGUAACAGUGGACUGAAGGUUGAAUACUUCAUUGUCGACUGGUUGCAGGAGUGGCUCUGUCUCCACGUUUCUGCACACUUUACUGAUGUGUGACGUCAGAAGAUCUCGGAUUGUAUCAUGUCUCUGAGCUACAAAACCUCCCUUCUUACAUGACAACGCAUGGUUGGCAGUAAACAUUUCUCCACAAGCACAGUAAUUAGGGAGAUUAGGGAGAGGGAGGUUGUAGCGAAGGCAAAGGGAGUCCCUAAACUCCUGCUUGUUCAAAGCCAGUCCGUGUUCUUCGAUUGGAAUAGCGUUCAGCCACGAGCGGACUCCCUUGUCCCUUGUCCGCUGCACCGCUUGGAGUAGAUCAGGAGAUCAGGAUUCGUCAAUCCUGUCAAUCCGGGACUUUGCAGCGGCUCUCCUUUUAGCAUUGAUUUCACACUUCCUUUCCUCCAUCAGCUCUCGUGCUGGAAUGGUGGAGCUUUGAUAUUUAGUAUUGAAUUGACGUUUUUAACUCGUUUAGGAAUUUAAAAUAGUAUUCAUUGAAGUAGACUCAGGUUAACCUGGUACUGUUGUAUUUCUGAAAAAUGUGUAUCUAUAUUAACGAUUUUGAGACCAACGCAAGAAAAUAAAAUUUUUAAGUGUCCCUCUUUGUUCUUGAAGCCGUCAUGUUUUUUUUAGGCCUCGGAUAAAGGCAACUUCCGGUCUUAGGCUGUUUCCUAAAUCCGGUUAAAUUAAAUGGCUCUCUACAUCACUAUUGCUUAUUUUUUGUUUAUAUCUCGUAGGAGGAUUGACAGGCUCCGCUAUUGUGGGGAAUGAUGUUAACUACUUAACUCAUUUAAGCACGUGGCUCAAACCAGUUGCUCAGAGCAAAUCUUCACGAUGGAAGCGUUGUUGGCGUGCGUCCGUGGACGGCUGGGCUGCCAGUACUUUUCACAGCGGAUGUGACAACAAAGGACCAACUGUAACAAUAAUAAGAGUCGGGGGAAAGUACAUAUUUGGAGGGUAUACCAGCGUCUCUUGGAGUAAGUGGAAAGAUUUUCUAAACCUGAGCGUGAUAGCAUGUAAAAUUGUGUAAGGAAGAAUUUGUAAUGGCAAUUUUUUUUUAUUACUUCUUUUUUUGCAAUCACUUUUGUUACGGCUUACCAUCAGACAUUUGUGAAUUAUUAGGAGCUUAAGCAACCACGACGGGAAGGCCAGCGAAAAUAUCACUUAGGGCCUGUUUACGUGGAGGUGGGAGACCCUAGGUAGGUGAUGUAACCCGCCUACAAUGCAGGUGGGAUAAAAAAAUAACCAUCAUUUACAUGCAAUCUUACAACCCCACUAUCCCGGGGUGCACUUUCUCAAGAAUAUUGAAUGGUCGCUAAACAUGUAAAUAAGAAAAGUGCUGGCAAACCACGUGUUUUAGCGAUUAAUGCACUUCUACACUCACUUGCUGCACUUACUGCAACCUUCAGUGCUGUGGCUUUCUAUUGUUACCUUUAUGAUGCAAAGCCACCGCCAAAGUGAAUUUUGCGCGAAUUUGAUGUACCACGAAUCCGACCGCCAGCUUGAAGGGUCACUUCACCUACCAUGUAAACGUGAUCAAAUUAAAUGAGAGAUGAUAUGGAAAGGCGGGUUAGCCCAAAUAAGUGGGCCAUUACCAUACCAACCUGCACCCCCCCCCCCCCCCCGGCCCUUAAAUAUUGUAUUCACGCUGCGUUUCAAAAUUUAUUCCUAAAUCGCCCUUAUUGCAUCUCGUUCAAUUUGCCAAAUGCUGGCGAAGUUCUUUUUUCGGGUUUAAAUUCCAAAGGUCCCUGUGAAAGUUUAGAAAAAGAAAUAAAAAUCGUUGUCUUACGUUCAGGUACUCCAUAGAACGUGAAAUUAGGACGUUUCAUGUCGUAGUCGUGCAACGUCAUGGUAAAUAAUUUACGUUCCGACUAGUUGCGGUAGCUGUCAUCGUUGACAGCCUUGACGGACAACGAUCAAUUAAAAUAAAAAUAAAUAAGGAAGGGAACGGAAUUUUUUUUAAGCUCAGUUUUUUUUUUUAAAUCCCCGGCAUUUCUCUUAUCAUCCUUUUUUUUUUCCAUCACAAAAUAAGGCACAAGUUUUUUUUUUCUCUUGUUGCAACAAAUUUGGAAUAUAGAGCAGGAGAAAGACAGAGAAAGAGAGAAAGUAGGCGGCAGGCCAGCGACGCUCAACGAGAAAAAGGGCGACAGAGGUCUAGAGCGAGAAAUAAAAAACAGAGGAGACAUUAUUUUUGGAAAGAACAACAUCAAAAUCUUGUAGCGGCGGUGACAAAAUGAGAAAUGCUAGUGGCCACCAAUACAAGGUAAAAAUGAGCGGGCAGUGAAAAACAAAAUUGAACAAGAACACGUACGACAUUUCCUCCAUAAAACGUGUAACUAAAGAAGUUUCUGCAAGUUUCACGUUGUAGUCGUGCAAAACAACGGCAAAGAAAUGUACAAAAAAAGGGUGCUGUACGUGCAAAGUUGCUAUUUUUGCUAAUUAGACCGAUUGUUAUUUUUCACCGUUCUCCGGCGUUGCCUUCCCGCUUAGCACUACACGAUUUUAUAUUUUGUUUGAACAAACUAUAAAUUUUAUCGAAUGCUUCGCUUUUAGCCCUGGCUAAAUCUAUAUACUAUUUAUAUUUACCACUAAAACUCUAGAAGGAAAUAACAACGGACAAUUUUAAGAAAGGGAAAGUGACAGGUUUUCUUGGUCCUGAAACCUGGAUUUAACCUCCAUUCAGGGGACACCUUAGCACUCAAAACGUGACUGACCACAAAGAAGGUUGAUAUCUUUAAGUGUACACUAAUGCUUAUGAUGGCAGCUUUCACAAACUGAACUAUCUCACUUACAUCAAUAUACUGCAAUAUUUUUUUUUCGUCUUAGCUUUUUAAAUAAGAAGCAGUUUCUUCCUUCCAAAAGUAUAUACUUAAAGGUCAAAUGAACCAAAAAAUUGACAUAUUUUCUUUUGUCGCUUUACCUUCACCAAACACUAAAAAGAACCAUCCUAAGUGAGACUUGGGUAAAACUUCUUCUUCCCAAGCCUUUAUAGAAAGAUAAAAGAUCAAAAUCCGAGCAUUUCCGAAGACUUCACGAAAACGUUUCUGAAAUGGCCGCGUGAUAGACUGGAGACUAUGACGUCAAUGUUGGUCUUUCAGGGAGGAAAAACGUUCUGCGCAAGCUUCUGCGCAUCCCUUAUCGCCUGCGUUUGUUUGUCUAGUUCUGUGAGAGUUCUGACUGAGACUGAAUGAAAUACACGAGGUGCGAACGUUUGCUCAUUGUAAAGGCUUCUUUUUUUGUUUUUCUUGUUGGUGGUGUUUUUUCGUCACUUGAAAAUUACUUUGGAUUCAGAACAACCAAUGUUAGAGUAAAAACAGAUCAUCCGUCCGUCUGAGGAGGAAUAAAACGUUUUGAACAUUUCCAAAGAGGUUUGUAGUUUUCUGAUAACUGUGCAUUCGAUUUGUGAAUCGAUUAUAUCUGUCCAGUUCUUCGCCUUCUUUCGCCAAACUUAAUUAAAACCCGCUUGUAUUCUGUUAUUAGUUGUUACGGUUAGUUUUUUUUACAUGCCCAGAUUUAUUUACCUUUGAAGAACCAGCUUUAUCCUUGUCGUAUGUCUAAGAACCGUAAUGUAUACCUGCCAACUUUUUCUGAGAUAUAAGCGUGAGAUUUUUAUCCUGAGAGUGCUGGGAUUUUUGAAGACGACACGAUCAUUUCCGAAGAUUCCCGAAGAAGUCUGAAGUCUUCCGAAGACGUCCGAAGUCUGCCGAAGUCUGCCAAAGGCGAGCUCGCUCCCAGUGCUUUUCACUUCAAAAAUCAGAGAUCGCGAGGAAGGUAUUGCCAUUUAUUAAUUUUACACAUGGUUUUCGUUCCUUACAUGGGUCUGAGUUAACGUAUUUUUGGAAAUUGUGUCAAGCAGGAAGGCAACAACUCACAUUUUUCAAUCAGGCGUGAGAAAUUGGCUCGUAGGCGUGAGCCGGCGUGAGAUCGAAGUUUUCAACCCGCAGGCGUGAGACUCACGCCUAAGGCGUAAGAGUUGGCAGGUAUAGUAAUGUUAACGCUUACGAGUGAACAAACUUGAGCGCUUAAAACUUCGGUCCGCGGAACUUUAGAAGGCCAGCAAGCUUAGUCGAGAAGAAAAGACUACUUCGAUCAUUUUUCUGUUGCUCAAGUAAUAAUAGUCAGAGUUUUUUUCCUCUAGUUUUUUCAGUUUUAAUUACGUAGUUUUGUUAUCUUUCUGUAGGCAAAUUUUCCUCUCACUCGCUGUGAAGUAGCGGAGAACGACAACUGCCGCAUUGCCAGAAAUUAGGGACAAGAUGGCGCUUGCGCGUGCGCACUAAGGCCAUAAUGACUGCGAAUUCGUACAAGAAAAUGUAUGGAGAUAAGGAAACUCGUUCAAAUAUAUCGAUUAUGAGCUUACGGGUCUUCGGUGCACGACUCGAAACAUGUUAAGUGCUGUGUAACCUUCGCAUCUGGGUCAAAAAUGGCUAAUUAGAAGUAGGUUUACUUACUUCCCGAAGUGGCCACUUUUAUCUCUCGUUGUACGCUCCAUUUCUCCAUACAUUGUCUUAAAAUCUUGCCGAAGUCAUGCGAAAUACUCGUCGAUUAGAGGAUAAACCCUUCAAUGAAGCAAAUUUGCACGACUCGAUAUCACUUCUGCGAUGUAAGAUGUUUCCUAAACAGUUGUAAAAAGGACGAUUUUGGCACUGCAAAAUACUUCCAAAGGCGCAUUAUUUCCCUCAGUUUUCCAUCUGUAGUCCAGUAAUGGACGCCAUAGUUGCGAAUGACACAUUUCGGUCGGACAAAGCUUCACAACUCCAAACCUCACCGAAUCGCCAUUUUGUUUGUUGUUACAACUCCAGAGAUGCUUCACGGGAUAUAAACUAGGUUCCAGGCAUUCAAAAAUCCUCCAUUAGCCUACCAGGCUUGGUUUUAAAACAAAAUUGUCACGAAAAUGUCACGAAAGGUACAUCCGCGUACUGUUUUGUCGCUAUCAGCCGCUCGACCGAGUAUAAACCUAACAUUUUCUUGCAAGGUGUUUUAUUCCAGCUUUUUUCUUCGUAAAACAGAUCCACAGAGCCCAAAUUAUUUAAAAAAUCGCAGGGGAUACGCUUUCCCUGACCGCGAUCGUUUUUGUCCGUCAUUUUGAAAAUGAGAUUCCGCUGACUAUUAAUCACGGGCGCGAAAAGUCCACGAUUUCUGGCAAUGGCAGUGACUCCAGUGACUCGAGUGCGACAAAGUUCAGUGACUUCAAACACAUUGUGGGCAAACUUGAAUUUCUUUGGGCAGAUUACACCUUUUGCUGUUCAUUGCGAGAAAAUACGCAUUCAUUUGCGUGAAACGGCAACCGACGGCGCGAAGAUACAUUCAUUAGCGUGAAAAAGCGAACAUUUGCCCAUAAAUCAGAUUCAAUAACGAUUUUUGCAUUUUAAUCAACAUUCAAUAACAUUUUUGGGCAUUCAUUUGCGUCAUUCGACAUACAAAAGAGAAAAAUAUACUUUCAUUAACGCCAACAUUCGAGUUAUUAACAUUAUUUUGAUAAUCAUUAGGGACAAUAGACAAACAUUUAAGUGUAAACGCUAUUCAUUAACAUUUUUAUGACACUGUUUGCAAUUCAAUAGCAUUCCUGGACAGCUUUAGAAUGGAUAAGACAAACAUUAACGCACUUGUACAAUCAAUUCAGCGUUCUUUACAUUCAAUAUACAAAAAUAUAUUUUCAAUGAAACAACAGAAAAAAAAUUGGCCUGAAUAUGUUUAAAGAAUCACUCCGUACUUCGCCACUGUGUGUUCGUCGACGGCUGCGGCUAUAUAUUUACCCUAGACGGCCAGAAGUCAUGGUGGGGUGCGACAGGGGGUGGAAGGCGUACCGCCAAGUGUUCGGCCAACGAGGACGAAACUUGACUAUGACCACAGCAAUAUUGACUAUCAGAUGUAUUCCUCGGCAGCUUCUGGAGUAAUGAAUACUGUGUCGGUUUUUCGGUGACCUUCUGGCACGGGCGAGGAAAAACUGGAUCCCGGUAAGUCGGUGGUCUUUGCGUAUGACGGGGUGCCAGCCCACCUAGAUUUGACCAUUCCGCCCCAUAUGUACACAGCUUAUGCUUUCCCCUCGGCAUCGUUGAAAAGGAUUUAAGUUGUCUGAAAGCGACACCAAAGGCCAACAUCUCGAGUCCGGAAAUUUAACGAUGUAUAACCGGAAUGGGGGCAAAGCCCUUGCAAUCUCACUAGCGGAGUUCGGAAACAACAACUGCAGUGCUUGAAGCUCUGCGCAGAAACAUGACAUUGUGACCGCAGCUAAAUGUGCUAAGGUGUACGAUUUCAUGCAAACCUACCUCCAAAAGUGUUUAAAGGGGGUCUUUAAAUAGCGAGGUUUUUGAGGGAUACAGAUUUAACGGACUGAAAUUCGGGCCAAAUUUGUUUGAGUUUCUAUUGCUUAAUUGAAAAUCGAGUUUUGUAUAUUAAACGUAAAGAACACUCAAUUGAUUGUACAAGCGCAUUAAUGUUUGUCUUAUCAAUCCUAAGGUUGUCCAGGAAUGCUAUUGAAUUGUAAACAUUGUCGUAAAAAAAUUAGUGCUUCUACUUUAAUGUAUGUCAGUUGUCCCUAUUGACUUUCAAGAUGUUGUUAAUAACUUUCAUGUUGGCGUUAAUGAAAGUGUAUUUAUUUCUUUUGCAUGCCCAAUGACGCAUAAAAAUGCCCAAAAGUGUUAUUGAAUGUUGAUUAAAAUGCAAAAAUCGUAAUUGAAUUUGAUUUAUGCCCAAAUGUUCGUAUUUUCGCGCUAAUGAAUGUAUCUUGGCAAUAUUGGUCGCCGUUUCACGCAAAUGAUUGCGUAUUUUCUCGUAAUGAACAGCAAAAGGUGUAUUAUACAAAGAUAUUUUGCUUUUGUGUCCACGGUGGAGCUCCGCACCUUAUAUAUCCAGGAACUUCCUUAUAUGAACACAUUUUGUGAAUGCAUCUUGAAAAAAAUCGGACUUACGUACGCACAUUUCCAGUAGAACUCAAGGAAAUUAGUAAAUGUCGUUAAACUCCGUUUUACUAUGAUGUAUUCUUCGAGAAAAUUAAAUAAUAAGAAGGUUAUAACCACAGCUUGCAACUUUUGAAGACAAAUUACCUGUUCUUUCCCGGUUUAUGGCCGCACAAACCACUUCUGCGCUAAGUCGACUCGAAAAACUUUUGUUUUGAAUUUCCCGCUUUUUUUCACCUGACCAACAUUGACGUCACAAGCUGUUUUUUCCGACAAUUUUUCCGACCGCUCUACGAAGAUAAGGGCCAAAAAACAGCAAUUUUUAAUUGCGAAUAUCUCGGAGAUACUUGCUUCAAUUGAGCUGAAACUUCAUAGUAUGUUUAUUUGGUUCAUAUUAAACACAUUUCACUAGAAUUAAACUAAAAUAAAAAAGAUCGAAAUUUUGGUUCAUUUGACCUUUAAGUAAGAAUAAAAUUAGUAUUAAAAUCACACUUUUCAUCGAUCUUUGCUAAGGAACUUAAACUACUAUUAUCAGUUAUCAGUAUAUUUUCUUGUCUGUAAGAAUUCGAAUUUCUGAACGAAGUCUGUGCAUUAGUCAUCUUUUUCAUUUCUUAUUUUCCCAGCAGGUUACAGCUGCUCGUACUAUCGUUAUGAUUCCCAGGCAUUCCUUUUCUCGCUGGUGAACAAACCAGGAUGGGCACCUGUGAAACUGCCUCAGACAGGGAAGUAUAGUUCUUACCGCUAUUCAAUAUACGCCUGCUCGUCUCAUGGACCUAUUUUCGGUGGAGGCCAUGACAUUUACAUUGCCAACUACGCGUCAUCCAGUAGCAGUUCCGCUACUAACCUUGGCUAUACUUACAGCGCACCAAGUGGGUACAGCCUUGGAGACACCUUUACCAAGACAUUUCUGGCAGGCACUUAUUAUUUUACUCCAGACGAAGUAGAAACAUUUUACGAAACAACCUAA